GUGAAGCCUCUCUUAGGCUAGUUUUGAGAAUUGGAGCCAGCAUGGAUUUUGCUUUGUGGUGCUGCGAAUCAGAAGAUGAAGAGCCAAAUAAUAGAAGAGUUUCUCAGGAUUCAGCAUUGACUGAGCCACGCAUCCUGGAAAGUCUUCUCAACUUAGAGACACGCUAUCUGCCUUCUGCAUCCUACUUCAGUAGCUUGCAGAGUGACAUCAGACCAGGCAUGAGAACAAUGCUUGCCAAUUGGCUACUUCAGGUAUCUGAGGAGCUGGGCUGCUCAGAUGACAUCUUCUGCUUGUCUCUGAACCUUCUUGAUCGUUACCUUUCCUUGGUCCCAUUGGAGCGCUCUCAGUUUCAGUUACUAGGUGCCGCCUGCCUCUUUAUUGCAUGCAAAGUGCGUCAUAGUGACACUCUGUCUGCAUAUAGCCUCUGCUUCUACUCGGACUUUGCCUUCACAGCCAGUGAGCUGCAGGAAAUGGAGCGGAUUGUACUGAAUGCUUUGCGUUGGGAUGUUGCUGGUAUCACACCUCAAGACUUCCUGCCUCACUUCCUGGAGGUUGCUGGCCUUAGAGAAAGUAAAAAGGGAAAUGAUAAGAACAGUGUGAAAAGAAUACUAUGCAGCCAUGCCAAAACUCUGGUGAUCCUCUGUGUAACCGAGACUGCCUUUCUGGCUUUUCCUCCAUCACUGGUUGCGGCUGCAAGCCUAAUAUCUGCACUCAAAGGAAUGAUGCCAGCGAUCAUCCAGUCAGUGACAGGUCUGGCUCACCAUAUUGCCAAAGCUGGCUCUGCUGACCUUGAUGUAAUACUCUUGUGUGUUGAACAGCUGGAAUGUGCUCUCACAGCCCGGAUAGAGGAUGGGAAGAGAAAUGAAAGGAAAAAUAAGAACAUAGAAGAGUUGGAGAGAUCUGCAACACCAACUGACCUUCAAGAUGUGGACCUUUAAGAUACUGUAAAUAUAAUCAGACUAUCAUAUUCCAAUUACUUUUUUGUGUUAAAAGACUAAUGAACAGAAGUGUAAUAUUUAAUCAAAAGAAUCACCUUGGAAUAUUUUUCUGUCCCGCAGCACAAUGGUAAUGCUGCUGCUUUGCAGUAAGAAGACCAGGGUUCUGAAUAGAAUAUAAAUGUUCUCCCUGUGUCUGCAGGGGU
Polypterus senegalus (gray bichir) is the source of this 1141-nucleotide messenger RNA. RefSeq names its product G1/S-specific cyclin-D2-like. Lineage: Eukaryota; Metazoa; Chordata; Cladistia; Polypteriformes; Polypteridae. Gene Ontology annotation, molecular function: cyclin-dependent protein serine/threonine kinase regulator activity. The transcript is spliced from 4 exons. Bases 42 to 938 code for a protein of 298 amino acids. Gene Ontology annotation, cellular component: cyclin-dependent protein kinase holoenzyme complex; cytoplasm; nucleus. Gene Ontology annotation, biological process: mitotic cell cycle phase transition; positive regulation of G1/S transition of mitotic cell cycle; regulation of cyclin-dependent protein serine/threonine kinase activity. The record is from RefSeq and is a predicted model, not a curated record.